CCAGGACUCGGAUUGCUAACUGGUGUGCUUCCUGCUUGGUGGUGAUUAUGGAUCAAUCUGACUCGGUGCCACUGGUUAAGUAUGAGUGCAACUUGGGAAAGCGAGACAGACGUAGUGAAGGAAAGAACUCGGGAAAGCAAUGCAGACGUUGUGAAGGAAAGAACUCAGGAAAGAAUGAGGAAGAAAAAGGUGCGUACAACUUGGUAGACAGAAUUAGUGAGAUGACAGAUGAAAUUCUUGUCAGUAUAUUGUCUCUCUUGUCGCUAAAGGAAGCAGCUGCUACUAGUAUCCUUUCUAGACGUUGGCAGUAUGUGUGGAUGUCCACUAUGGUUCUCAACUUUAAUGCUAACUUUGAUAUUCAUAGAAAUCCCUGCCACUUCAAAGCCCUCAAAAGAAAAUUAAGAUCUCUGGAAAGUGGUAGAUACGUCAAUUGGGUGAAUCGUGUGGUGGAACAACAUAGAGGCCCAAACAUUGAAGAAUUCAGGGCUUGCUUUCAACUAAAUGAUCAGUUUGCAAGUUCCAUUGACAAAUGGAUUCAGUUUGCAAUGGAAAAGGGAGUUAAAACACUUGUGUUGAAGUUUUAUACACAAUGUGGCGUUGCCUCAAAAAAUUUCUAUGUGUUUCCCCACAAACUAUUAGGUCUCGAGAAGAAGCACGUGUAUUCUUGCAUUCCAAGUCUGCGCCAUUGUGGAUGCAAAGUUGGAUUUCAGUUCCUUAAAGUUCUUCAUUUCCAAUGUGUUGACGUGACUGAUAAAGUUUUUGAAUACUUCUUGUCCAACUGUCCAGUUCUUGAACGAUUAACCGUGCGUGAAACAAAAAGUUUGGUUAACUUAAGAGUUGUCUGUCCAUCGGUUGCAUUGAAGCAUUUAGUGAUAGGAACUUGUCUUGGCCUGCAAAGCAUUGAGAUUUGUGAUGCAAACCUUGUUUCAUUUGCUUGUAAGAAUAGUGAGAAAGUACUUCUCAGUAAUGUACCGAUGCUUGUGGAGGUGUCCAUGUCCAAUCUUUCCAAUCCCCGUGCAUUCAUAGAGCUUUUAUCUCGCCAACUUUCAUGCUGUCUUUCUCAACUGGAGAUUCUCAUACUGAAUAUCACUGGAGCGGAUCACAAUCCGAAACAUGCGUUUCCUAUACUGGCAAAUCUCAAGCAUUUGGAAUUAAUAGUUCUUGCAGAUUACCGUCUGGCUCUUUUUCAUUUAACUUCUUUUCUGAAAGCAUCUCCUUUCUUGCAAAGACUUGUGUUGAAGUUGGAUUUCAUUUUAUUGUGGGACUUGGGAGAAAUAAAUAAAGCUGUGAAAUGCCCCCAUCAUUCCCUCAAGGUAGUAGAAAUAGUCGGGUAUCGCGCUCGUGCAUCUGCUGUCGAGCAUAUCAUGUUCUUAAUAAAGAGUGCUGUUGCGUUAGAGAAAAUUGUUAUUGAUCCUCUCCGACGUUGGGUGGUGGGUAGUGAAGAAUUCGCUGAGGAAGCGAAAGCAAGAGAGCACGCUGUGCAACUCGUUAAAAAAAAAUUGCCUUCAACUGUUGAAUUUGUAUGCCUGUAG
Molecule: messenger RNA, 1532 nt
Organism: Prunus avium (sweet cherry)
Lineage: Eukaryota; Viridiplantae; Streptophyta; Magnoliopsida; Rosales; Rosaceae
Product: F-box/LRR-repeat protein At3g26922-like
Molecular function (GO): protein binding
Source: RefSeq, a predicted model, not a curated record